This is a messenger RNA of Neoarius graeffei (lesser salmon catfish), 837 nucleotides long. RefSeq lists its product as uncharacterized. NCBI's taxonomy places the organism in Eukaryota, Metazoa, Chordata, Actinopteri, Siluriformes, Ariidae. The record is from RefSeq and is a predicted model, not a curated record. The annotation marks the transcript as partial. The transcript is spliced from 4 exons.
UCUCUCUCACUCACACCCUCUCUCUCACUCACACCCUCUCUCUCACACACACCCUCUCUCUCACUCACACCCUCUCUCUCACACACCCUCUCUCCCUCUCACUCACCCUCUUUCUCACUCACACCCUCUCUCUCACACACACCCUCUCUCUCUCACACACACCCUCUCUCUCUCACACACAUCCUCUCUCACUCACACCCUCUCUCUCUCACACACACCCUCUCUCUCUCACACACACCCUCUCUCACUCACACCCUCUCUCUCUCACACACACCCUCUCUCACUCACACCCUCUCUCUCUCACACACACCCUCUCUCUCACACACACCCUCUCUCUCACUCACACCCUCUCUCUCACACACAUCCUCUCUCACUCACACCCUCUCUCUCUCACACACAUCCUCUCUCUCACACACACUCUCUCUCACUCACACCCUCUCUCUCUCUCACACCCUCUCUCUCACACCCUCUCUCUCACACACACCCUCUCUCUCACUCACACCCUCUCUCUCUCACACACAUCCUCUCUCACUCACACCCUCUCUCUCUCACAAACAUCCUCUCUCACUCACACCCUCUCUCUCACACACACCUUCUCUCUCACACACAUCCUCUCUCACUCACACCCUCUCUCUCUCACACACAUCCUCUCUCACUCACACCCUCUCUCACACACAUCCUCUCUCACACACACCCUCUCUCUCUCACACACCCUCUCUCUCUCACACACCCUCUCUCUCUCACACACCCUCUCCCUCUCUCUCACACACCCUCUCUCUCACUCACACCCUCUCUCUCUCACUCACCCUCUCUCUCACUCACACCCUCUCUCACACA